AUGACCACAGCGCAUCGCCCGACGUGGCACACCGCUCUAGGCGGGGAGAACCAAGGAGGAAAUCGCCUGGCCACGGCCACUACCAAGAGGUCGGCUAAAGACCAGCCUGGCGAGCUGAGGCUAAAGGCUCGUUCUGCAGAUCAGCUGCCGGCUACACGAGACAGGAAGAUCCUUGCAGAAGAACUGUCGAGGAAGGAGGGCAUCUACCAAAACCAGAAAAAAAACGCUCUCCUGACGCUAACUGCGCUUCCAGGUAUGCUGGCUGCUUGCGCUGCCCUUUUGGUUCUAAUUGAGAAUCCAUUUCCAGAAGACGCAGACGAUGUAGAUGCCCCCGCCGCAACGCACAACGACUCAGACGGCGGUAGUGACAGCUCCGAGAGCAGCGAUGAUGAGGAGGGGGAGCUCCUUAGGGAAUUAGAGAAGAUAAAAAAGGAGCGCGCUGAGAAAGAAGCGGCUGCGAUGAAGGCUUUGGUGUUCGAGGCCAUGUGCGGGGUUUGCCACCCGAGGCGGCCUCUUCUAUUGCGACAAGGGAGUCGUAAUGGUAAGUGGGAAGGCGAAAGGUCAGACGCACAGCAACAGAGGAGGCGUUUUGUGCGCGUUUGGGUUGCAAAAAACUAA
Molecule: messenger RNA, 618 nt
Organism: Cyclospora cayetanensis
Lineage: Eukaryota; Apicomplexa; Conoidasida; Eucoccidiorida; Eimeriidae
Product: spliceosome-associated protein CWC15 homolog
Exons: 6
Coding region: 1-618 (205 amino acids)
Biological process (GO): mRNA cis splicing, via spliceosome
Cellular component (GO): catalytic step 2 spliceosome
Molecular function (GO): RNA binding
Source: RefSeq, a predicted model, not a curated record